UUCUUUUAAGGGCGGAAAGGCUCUCCCAAGAAUAAUAGCUUCGGCCCCUGUCGCUGUUCAGUCCCUUCCGGGGUGGAUCGGAAAUUGCUUUGUUUUGCUUCAAGAUGGCUGCGGGGAUGUAUUUGGAACAUUAUCUGGACAGUAUUGAAAACCUACCCUUUGAACUGCAAAGAAACUUUCAGCUCAUGAGGGACCUGGACCAAAGAACAGAGGACCUGAAGGCUGAAAUUGACAAGUUGGCCACUGAGUAUAUGAGUAGCGCCCGCAGCCUGAGCUCCGAGGAAAAAUUGGCCCUUCUCAAACAGAUCCAGGAAGCCUAUGGCAAAUGCAAGGAAUUUGGUGACGACAAGGUGCAGCUUGCCAUGCAGACCUAUGAGAUGGUGGACAAACACAUCCGGCGACUGGACACAGACCUGGCCCGUUUUGAGGCUGAUCUGAAGGAGAAGCAGAUUGAGUCCAGUGACUACGACAGCUCUUCCAGCAAAGGCAAAAAGAAAGGCCGGACCCAAAAGGAGAAGAAAGCUGCCCGUGCUCGUUCCAAAGGGAAGAACUCUGACGAGGAGGCCCCCAAGGCUGCCCAGAAGAAGUUAAAACUUGUGCGCGCAAGUCCUGAGUACGGGAUGCCCUCAGUGACCUUUGGCAGCGUCCACCCCUCUGAUGUGUUGGAUAUGCCUGUGGAUCCCAACGAACCCACCUACUGCCUUUGUCACCAGGUCUCCUAUGGAGAGAUGAUUGGCUGUGAUAACCCCGAUUGUUCCAUCGAGUGGUUCCACUUUGCCUGUGUGGGUCUAACAACCAAGCCCCGGGGGAAAUGGUUCUGCCCACGCUGCUCCCAAGAACGGAAGAAGAAAUAGAUAAGAGCCUCAGAUUCCAACACAAUUUCUUCCAUACCCCCUGACCUGGGCUGGUGGAGAGAGGAAUGCCUGUGCUGGGGCUAGGGGCUGGGAAGAGUGGCUGGUGCCAUGUUAUCAUCCCAUUUCCUCCCCUCUCCCCACUCCUGGUGCUGAGGCUGCGUCCACACCCUGGUAGGCAGGGCUGCUGCACGCUAAUGGGAUGUGCUCCAUGCAGCAGCCUCCGCCUUCAGAGGGAAGCAGGCCUGCCCACCGCCCUGUUGCCUCCAUGCUGAUGUUGGUGCUGUAUUUCUGAGAGGUGGUCCUCUUUACUCCCCUUGCUUUGUAUUUGAGGACUGGGGCAAGGGCGUGGGAGCACUUGCCCACCUUCUAAUUCCUACCCCCUGGGGGGCCGCGGUGUGGUGAACUUUAUUUGUUCUUUCCCUGCUUUUUCUGGUGGGGGUCCUGUCAUCUGGGCCUUGCCUUAGUCGAAGGAGCACCCUUCCUCUGUGCCACAAGGAUUCAUCCUGGCCUGUGAAUGGGAGAGGGGGCAAAGUGGAAUGCAGAGCACUCACAUGUAAAGGAGUUUGAGUAGGUGAAUAAAAGCUAUACAUGCUG
This is a messenger RNA of Manis pentadactyla (Chinese pangolin), 1448 nucleotides long. RefSeq names its product inhibitor of growth family member 4 (gene ING4). The coding region runs from base 105 to 854 and encodes 249 amino acids. Gene Ontology annotation, biological process: positive regulation of apoptotic process; regulation of DNA-templated transcription. The transcript is spliced from 8 exons. Lineage: Eukaryota; Metazoa; Chordata; Mammalia; Pholidota; Manidae. The record is from RefSeq and is a predicted model, not a curated record. Gene Ontology annotation, cellular component: nucleus.